UGCAGUGUUGAUCGGGACACCCAUUCAUCUGAUUUUAGGAGCACUUUCACCCUGCUUCCUGACGUAACAUCUCUUUUCUUUUUUUUUUCUAUCUCUCCUUUCGCAAUGCGAGGAUACAUUUUCCUCUGGUUUUUAAUAUGACCGCCUCGUUGCUGUACAGUCACCAGGGGGCAUGCACAUAGUAAUAAUAAUAAUAAUGCAUUUCAGGAAAGCCUGCUACGACGAGCCUCCAUCGUUUCCACCAGAUCGUUUGAGUGCAAACACCGGCCGUGUGAUGGAGAUGUGCAUUUAGGUUCAUGUGUCCAGCGGGACUGCCCCUGGGCUUUUUUUUCGGGAAGAUCAUAUUGGAUCAUAUUGUUUGCAGGACGUUGUUCCUGCAGCCCCCCCAGUCUAUCCCGACGUAGUUGUGAAUUGAACAUGGCGACUGUACCAGUAUAUUGCAUCUGCAGAUUACCUUACGACGUGACCCAGUUUAUGAUCGAGUGCGAUGCUUGCAAGGACUGGUUCCACGGCAGCUGUGUUGGGGUGGAUGAAGAUGACGCUCCAGACAUUGACAUUUAUCACUGUCCAAACUGUGAGAAGACCCACGGCAAAUCCACAUUGAAAAAGAAAAAGAACUGGAGCAAACAUGACACGGGACAAAGCACAGAUAUCAAAGCUGUUCAGAACGGCAGUCAAGUUUUCAUAAAGGAGCUGCGCAGUCGGACAUUUCCCAGUGCUGAGGAUGUGGUGGUGAAGCUGACCGGCAGUCAGCUGACCCUGGAGUACCUGGAGGAGAACGGCUUCAACGAGCCCAUCCAGGUCCUGAAGAAAGACGGGCUCGGCAUAUCCAUGCCUGCUCCCACGUUUUACAUCAGCGACGUCGAAAACUACGUUGGUCCUGAUGUUGGUGUCGAUGUCGUUGACGUUACCAAACAGACUGACAGCAAGAUGAAGCUCAAGGAGUUUGUCGAUUAUUACUACAGCACAAACAGAAAGAAAGUUUUAAAUGUCAUCAAUCUGGAAUUUUCAGACACAAGGAUGAACAGCAUAGUGGAGAGUCCCCAGAUCGUGCGGCGGCUGUCCUGGGUCGAAAACUACUGGCCCGAUGACGCUCUGCUCGGAAAGCCCAAAGUCACCAAAUACUGUCUGAUCUGUGUGAAGGACAGCUACACAGACUUCCACAUCGAGUGCGGCGGCGCCUCCGUCUGGUACCAUGUGCUCAAGGGGGAGAAGAUCUUCUUCCUGAUCAAGCCCACCUCUGCCAACCUGUCUCUGUACGAGCGCUGGAGAUCGUCGUCAAAUCACAGUGAAAUGUUCUUCGCCGAUCAGGUGGACAAGUGCUACAAAUGCACGCUGAAGCAAGGGCAGACUCUGUUCAUCCCAUCAGGUUGGAUCAAUGCAAUACUGACCCCGGUCGACUGUUUGGCGUUCUCUGGACACUUCGUCCACAACCUGAGCGUGGAGAUGCAGAUGAGAGCGUAUGAAGUAGAGAAGCGGCUAAAGGUCAAAACACUCACCCCUUUCCCCAACUUUGAGACGGCGUGCUGGUAUGUGGGACGGCAUCUCCUCGAGCGAUUCAAAGGUUUACAUAAAGCAAAUAAGCAGCCAGCUCCCUACCUGGUACACGGUGCCAAAAUCAUUAAUGGAGCAUUCAGAGCGUGGACUAAAAAGCAGGCCCUUCUUGAACAUGAGGAUGAGCUUCCAGAGAACAUGAAACCAACACAGCUCAUUAAGGAUCUUGCCAAAGAGAUCAGAAUUUCAGAGAACGCCACAAAAGCCAUUAAAAGUGAGCCCAGCAUCAAGGUGCCAGUGGAGGAGCCACCGUCCACCCACUCCGAGCCUGAGGAGCCUGUCUCCCCGGCCCACGUACCCUCGCCCAGCAGAGAGAAAACAGCCCGAAAGAAAGCAUCCAAACUCCCCAAACCACCCAAGCCACCCAAGCCCCCAAAGAUGCCCAAGGCCCCCAAGCCCCCGAAGGUGCCGAAGGUCAAGGAAGGAGGGAAGAAGAAGGGAAAGAAAGUGAAAGAGCCCACGCCGCCUCCCAAACCAUCCAGCUUUGCGGCGCUGGAGUCCCAUGCAAAGGACAUCUUGAGUAAGAUGGACCAGCCGAAGAAAGGGAAGGCUGUUAAGAAUGUCCUGAGUAUGUCAGAGAAGGAAAUAUCAAAGCAGAACAACAUGGAGAAGUUUGAAAUCAGAGAACAGAAUAAAAACAAGACCGAGGCGAAAUGGAAGUAUAAGAAUAGUAAACCAGACUCCCUGCUGAAAAUGGAGGAGGAGUGCAAAUUUGACAGAACGCUGCUGUCAAGCAAUAAAGACAAGUUCAGCUUUACCAUGUCUCACAAGAAAAUGCUCGGCUCCAAGACACUGAAACCUCAGACCAACUCAAGUGUUUUUGGAUCAUUACAAAACCUAAAAGAGGACAAAGCCAAGCCAGUGAGAGACGAGUACGAGUACGUCUCAGACGAGGGCGAGCUGAAGAUAGACGAGUUCCCCAUCAGGAGGAAAAAGAAUGCCGUUAAGCGAGACUUGUCCUUUUUGUCAAACAUCAGAGAACCCAUUCAGCCAGCCAAAAAACCAAAGCUCCAACCCUCGAUGACCAAGAGCGUCGACUCCUCAGAUGAAGAGUCUCUACACAUAGACACGGAGGCCAAACCUGAGGUCAAAGGUCGCAACUCGAAGGUCAAGAAGAAGGGUGGCAGCGCCGCUGGGAUUCUCGACCUGCUACAGGCCAGCAAGCAAGUGGGUGGGAUCGACUACAGCGCCAACAGUCAGCCACCUGCAUCCCCCAGCACACAGGAGGCCAUUCAGGGCAUGCUGUCCAUGGCCAACCUGUCGUCUUCAGACAGCUUGCAGCAGCCCUGGAGCAACAGCCAAUCCAAAAACAAUAGCCAGUCGAAGAACAACUCGCACAGCACGCAGACCAGCAAGAAGGGUGGCGGCGGCGGCGGAGGGGGAGGCGGCGGCGGCAGCAGCAGCAACAACAACAGCAAGCGGCCCACGAAACGCGUCCCGAAGAAACCCAGGAAAAGCAGCAGUAUUGACAGCAUGGAUUACGACGACGACCAGGAUCACAUGGAUGCGUGUUUCAAGGACUCCGACUAUGUUUACCCUUCGCUGGAGUCUGAAGAGGAUAAUCCUGUUUUCAAAUCCAGAUCGAAAAAAAGGAAAAGCUCUGAUGACACUCCAUACAGCCCAACAGCCCGUGUUGGACCCUCGGUUCCUCGACAGGAGAGGCCGGCGAGAGACGGGGCCCGAGUGGCCUCCAUAGAGACGGGAUUGGCCGCUGCUGCAGCCAAGCUUUCCCAUCAGGAGGAGCAGCAGAAAACCAAGAAGAAGAAGAAAAGCACCAAAAAGAAGGCAAUAGUGAUUGAGGAGCCCCCGAAAAUCUCUCAGGACAGUAGCUCGCCAGAGCACAAUCUGGACUCCCAAGACGGCAACCUGACAGACCACGAGUACAACACUGGAACAGGCAAGUCGCCGGGGGGGCCGCAGCCCAUGGCGCCGGGAGUUUUCCUCACCCAGCGGCGACCGUCCACGUCUUCGCCCAACAACAGCACCAACGCCACGAGCACCAACAACAGCAGCACGGCAAAAGGGGAUCGCGGAGGAUCAGCAGAUGCCAAAGCGAAGCGGCUAAAGAAAGGCAUGGCAACGGCCAAACAGAGACUCGGAAAGAUUUUAAAGAUCCAUCGAAAUGGAAAGCUCCUUCUGUAGCAUGCAGCAGACUGUUGUAGGACUGGGAUUUCAUGAGCUGGGUCCUAUCCCGAUCUCACCCCUCGUCACUGAUGAAAGCCAACAACGGAAGAAAUUAAAGGAGAAAAAAAAUACAAAAAAAAACAAACAAAAGAAAAACUGAAAUGAGACGGGAGAAGAAGCAAAUCAUGCAUUUUUCAAUUUCUAAGAAGAACAUCACUCAAAUAGGUUUUUGCCUCUACUUAUACUUUAUAACUUUCAGAUAUUAAAGUGUACAGAACCUACUAUAAAUAUUUUUUAAGAGAACAUGUCUCAUUUUACUACAGCUGUCAGUUUAUCAGGGGUUGCUAAAAAACAUGAAGUAGAAGUACAUUGCAGUCAUUCCAAGAUUUCUGAAAGUAUCCCUUGCAUGUAUUCAGUUGCAUGUGCGCUUGGGUCAGGGUCUGGGGAUUUUACAGAUAAUUCUUACUCUAUGGAUGCAGCUUAUCAUUGCCACGUCGAUGAUGACGAUUUCGAGUUGAGAUGGAAAACUUUCAGCGUUUUCGUGCGGAUUCCUCCUCCCUUCUGAGCCAGCACUCUCCAUAAUAUCGCAGACCACGGCUUUGACUGAAGUUAAUUCAAGCAUUUAUCUGUUACUUUUUUUUUAUAUAUAUAUAAUUAUUAUUAUUACACUUAUUUCUGCAAAGCACUAUCAGUGGUGAUAUUUAUAGGAACCGAACGCCACAAAUGGAACUUAUUAAACAACUGUAAAGCACAAAGUGAGCUGAUGUGUAUGAAAUGGAAACAGCAAUCCGGGCGCCGUGUUGAGAAAUAUUUUUUUUUGCAGUACAACAUUUUAUGCAGUCUUUGUCUAAUCCAGUGUAAUCACAUAUAUACAAAUGUAUCAGUAAAUGGGACAUUUGGCAUAAUUAUAGCUGAAUGUUGCCUCACCAAAUAGUUUUUUUUUUUGUCUUUUAUUAGAAACAUUUGCAGGCGGUAUGGACAGAUGGCAGUCAGUGAUUGGAGUUUUUGUGUGUUUUGACAUGGAGAGCGUCGGAUUUCUGAGGCGGUAACACUAAGUGGGACCCAGCGGCCAAUGAUAAGCCUCAUCCAUGUCAGGUCUGCGGUUACAUGGGGAUACUUUCUCUCUUCUUUUGCUUUCACAGGCAGCACCGAGAACCUAGACUGAUCUCUGCGUUUUUACCGCUUCACACAGUACACAGUAUAUAGAAUGUAGCUUGUACAUAGCCUUUUAAAUUACUACUUUUUGUAUCCUUUUCCCUUAAGGCUUAAUUCUACAUUUUUACCAGUUUUGCUAAUUAUGAACAAAAAAUUAUAUAAAUAUAUAUAUUAAAAAAAAUAUAUAUGAAUAUAUAGUCCUAACCUUUAAACUUUCAGACUUUUUUUUUGUUUGUUUUCUUUUGUUUUUAAAAACAGCAGAGUUUCAUUUUUAACCUUUCUUUUCUUUCUUUCUUUUUUUUUUGUUGUUGUUGUAGUUAGACUUAAGGUGUUGCCUGGAAACCAACUGAAGAAAAAAAAAUACAUUUAUCGUCAUAUGGCCUUACAUACACAAAGCUAACUGUAUUGUGAUUCUGUUUGAACAAGAGACGAAGCUUUGAGGAAAAAUUAUAUAAAAGGUAGAAAAAACCAAUAAAAAUGAAAAAAAUAAAUAAAUAAAUAAAAUGUAAAAAAAAAAAACAAAAAAAAAAAACAAAAAAAAAGUACACACAUAACAAAGUUUCUAUGACCAGCCUCUUGUUCAAGUUCUAGUAUCCUGAAGGGUUUCAGAAUUAUUUUACUAGCACCUUGUGAAGUGUUUAUGUGUCAGUGAUGUAAUUUAUUAAUGUUUGUAGCUUUUUAUACUUGUACAAUUCUUAAGAGUUUUUUGGUUUUGAAUAUUUCAUCAACUUGUGAAAUUACCCCUAGCAAACUAAAAAUUUUCGUUUUUUUUUUUAAUUAUUAUUUUAUUUUUAUAAUUUUUUUUUUUUUUUUUUUUUUUGGUGUGUGUGGGGGGCAUCAAUUUUUACACUCUAGAAGUCUGUGUUAGAAAAACAUUUUUUUUUUUUUUUAUAUUCAUCCUGUCCUCACUCGUCAAAUGUUAUCAUGGUCAGCAUUUAAGAUGUUACAUAUUAUUAUUAUUAUUAUUAUUAUUAUUAUUAUUGUUAAUAUUACUACUAAAGCAGCUACAUUGAAGCCUCCAUCAUGCCGUUUUCUUUUGGUCAGAACAUAUAUGUACAUUUUAACACAGUUUAAUGUGCUAUACUCAAUAGCAGUGUUUUAGUCACAGGUGUAAAUCAUGCGUCCACCUCUUGGAACUGAGAUGCGCUCCGAUCAAACUUUGUCAGUGGGACAUUUUCAGGUUUUUAUUUGUACAAAAAUGUGUGUUGCUUUGUUGUGGUUUAUUUUUGUAUGUCCGACCUAUUAAAUGCAUCCACUGUGCCAGGACAGUGAAUGAUA
Molecule: messenger RNA, 6111 nt
Organism: Myripristis murdjan (pinecone soldierfish)
Lineage: Eukaryota; Metazoa; Chordata; Actinopteri; Holocentriformes; Holocentridae
Gene: phf2
Product: PHD finger protein 2
Exons: 22
Coding region: 418-3696 (1092 amino acids)
Source: RefSeq, a predicted model, not a curated record